AUGAGUGGGGGUUGCCGGGCGACCCAGAGCUGGAGAUUCGGUUCCCACGGCAACUCCCGGAGUCUGGAUGGAGUCUUUUACUGGAGUCUGACAAAAAGAUUCCCUCAUCGGCAGUCUCUUUCUCCCCGUGUCGUCGCUCCCCUGAUCACACCCUCUCCCUCCUCACCUCCUCCCUCACUUCCUCCCUCACCUCCACCUCCACCUCACACAGUCCCGCCCCUCCAGCCAUGUUCACGGUUGCCGUGGACGGGUCGCUCAGCGAGAGAGCAGCCGUGACUUGCGUCAGUUUCGUAGGCUCCGUUGAGCCUGUUAUGGUGAAGGUGACACUGCCAUUGGACGACCCACAUCAUUUUUCAGCUCACAGGUCAUCAGAGUACGACCAUCUGCCACUAUCAUCGACCUCCGGUAUGCUGCACACUAUCGACAGACAUCUCUGACCCUACACACCCCUCCGUUAUUGUCUAUAUUGUCUCUGUUAUUGCGUCUCAAUUCACUAUCAUCAUCCCCCAUC
Messenger RNA from Geodia barretti, 511 nucleotides. Lineage: Eukaryota; Metazoa; Porifera; Demospongiae; Tetractinellida; Geodiidae. The record is from the annotation of a GenBank genome assembly.